AAAGCUUUGGACCGUGUUGGACGGCAUAAUAACUCUAUCUAUGGAGUAAUAAGAAGAAGAUGUCGGGUGACGGUUCGGAAUUUGGUCUGGAUGGAAUGUGCGCGGCGGGUUUGGAAGUAACCACGUUUCUUCUCUUUCCUUCCCAUAGAAAUUCCCUCUUUUCGUCCCCACCCAAACACUCCCCACAACUUUCGGUCCCUCUCCGAAGAAAAAACAGAGGACCAAAAGGAUCGGGAAUGAGAGGCGCCGGCAACGGCAAGCGCCGUUGCUACCCACUCCUAUUUCUCCGAUAUAUCCUAAUAAUAAUAAUAACCCAUAAUUUUGCCGCCUCUCUCGCCGUCGACACCAUCACUCCGGCGAAACCGCUCUCCGGCAACCAGACCUUGGUCUCUUCCGAUGGGAUUUUUGAACUGGGAUUCUUCACCCCCGGCGGCUCCGGUAAAUUCUACGUGGGGAUAUGGUACAAACAGAUUAGGGACAAGACCGUCGUCUGGGUCGCUAACAGAGAUGCUCCCCUACCCGGCUCCGACGGGAUCUUGAAAAUCGGGGAAGACGGCAACUUGUACCUCCUUGCUGAGAACGGCGGGAAUUCGACGUGGUCAUCGUCGAGUCAACCGGCGGCGGAGAAGAAGAAGACUGUCGCGCAGCUUCUGGAUUCCGGAAACCUGGUUCUCCGGCAAGAAAACGACGGGGAGUAUCUGUGGCAGAGCUUUGACUACCCGACGGACACGAUGCUUCCGGGUAUGAAACUGGGAUGGGAUUCGAAAUCCGGGUUGACCCGAUACAUAACUUCAUGGAAGAGCUCGGACGACCCGUCGGAGGGGAGCUUCACAUUCAAAUUAGACACCGGCGAUCUGCCGGAGUGUUUCUUGAGAGACGGGGACAAAGUCGUCUACCGGAGUGGGCCGUGGAAUGGGCUGAGAUUCAGCGGAGUUCCGGAAAUGAAGCCCACCAAAAUCAUAACCUUUUCAUUCUCCUUGACGAACGAAUCCAAUUUCUACACAUUUGAGCUCCACAAUAAAUUUCUUUACUCGAGAUUAAUGGUGAGCUCCGCUGGAUUGCUGGAGCGGUACACGUGGGUCCCGACGAGCAAAAUCUGGAGCAGAUUCUGGUACGCGCCGAGGGACCAGUGCGACGGGUACAGAGGGUGCGGCGCGUUUGGGUACUGCGACACCAACAUGUCGCCGGUGUGCCGAUGCCCGCCGGGAUUCCGGCCGAGAAACCAGCAGGCGUGGGACCUGCGCGACGGCUCCGCCGGUUGUAUCAGGAAAGACGAGCUGGAUUGCGGGCGGGACGGGUUUAUAGAGAUGAAGUAUAUGAAGUUGCCGGACACGUCGGAUUGCUUCGUGGACAAGAGGAUGGAUUUGAAGGCGUGCAAGGAGAUGUGCCGGAGGAAUUGCUCUUGCACGGCUUUUACGAACUCCAAUGUGUCUAAUGGCGGCUCCGGGUGUGUCAUUUGGACGGCGGAGCUUUUUGAUAUGCGGCGGUACGCGGCGGUGGAGGGAGGCCAGGUGCUCUACAUCCGCGUCGCUGUUUCCGAUGUGGAACGAGGUGGAGGAGAUGACGGAUCUAGAGAUGCUUCUAAGAAGACACUGCCAGUAAUCUUAGCUUGUGGCGUCACGGUUGGUGUUGGUCUUGUUCUGCUUGCAGUCAUGCUGACAUUAUUAUUCCUCUCGAGAAGAAAGCAAUCGCGCAGGGUCACAAUGAGAACCGCAGACAUGAGAAGUUCACGCGACAGAAGUCAAGAUCUUCUAACAAAUGCAGCCGCGAUCCCAGGGGUACGAGAAUUUUCUGGCGAAGCUAUGACAGCAGAAGACUUUGAUUUACCGCUGUUUGAUUUUAGCGCCAUUGUCAUGGCCACCAACAACUUUGCAGAUGCAAACAAGCUAGGCCAAGGCGGUUUUGGAUGCGUGUACAAGGGAAUGGUGAUUGAAGGUCAAGAAAUAGCAGUGAAGAGACUGUCGAAGAAUUCUGGGCAAGGGGUGGAAGAAUUUAUGAAUGAGCUUAGAUUGAUUGCGAAGCUUCAGCACAGAAACCUUGUCCGGCUACUUGGAUGUUGUGUUGAUAUGGAAGAGAAAAUCCUAAUAUAUGAAUACAUGGAGAACAAGAGUCUAGAUUCAACUUUAUUCAACAAGCAAAAAAGUUCACUGCUCAACUGGCAGACACGGUUUAACAUCAUUUGUGGAAUUGCUCGGGGGCUUUUAUAUCUUCACCAAGAUUCGAGAUUCAGAAUAAUCCAUAGAGAUCUCAAGGCCAGCAACAUUCUCUUGGAUAAAGAAAUGAAACCAAAAAUAUCAGAUUUUGGGAUGGCAAGAAUUUUCGGGGGAGAUGAGACCGAAGCAAAUAAUACAAAGAGAGUAGUGGGAACAUAUGGUUAUAUGUCGCCUGAAUAUGCAAUGGAUGGGUUGUUCUCAGUGAAAUCCGAUGUUUUUAGCUUUGGAGUUCUAGUGUUAGAAAUUGUGACGGGGAAGAAGAACCGAGGAUUUUACAACCAAAACAACCAGCAAAACCUUCUCGGGCAUGCUUGGACGUUGUGGAGAGAAGGGAGAUGGCCAGAGUUGCUGGAUUCGACCAUAGGAGAAAUGUAUUCCCACUGUGAAGCGAUGAGAUGCAUUCAAGUUGGGUUGUUGUGUGUGCAAGAGGGGGCAGAAGACAGACCCAAUAUGGCAACUGUGGUGUUGAUGCUGAGCAGUGAGAGCGCGACGCUUCCCCAGCCUAAAAACCCUGGGUUUUGUCUGGGAAGAAGACCUGAUGAUAUGGAUUCAUGUACCAGUAACAAUUAUGAUGAAAGUUGCACCGUAAAUCAAGUCACUGUUACUAUUCUAGAUGGCCGCUAGCCACUUGAUAAGAGGUAAUAGUGUGCCUCGUAUGAGCGCAGCUUUAGAACUUGCAGAUCAUUUUAGUCUAUCACCAUAGACCUCUUCCACCAAGGUUUUCAGAGGACAGGUGAUCCGCGAAUUUUGCGUGGAACCAUUUUUUGACAUUGGGCGUUAUUGGUACAAUUGUAUAGUUCAAGUUCACAAUUUAUUUCAUAUUUACCUUCUCCAGUGUGAAUGUACUAUUGUGUAAGCUUAUGACCAA
Molecule: messenger RNA, 3081 nt
Organism: Cuscuta campestris
Lineage: Eukaryota; Viridiplantae; Streptophyta; Magnoliopsida; Solanales; Convolvulaceae
Source: the annotation of a GenBank genome assembly